Messenger RNA from Clupea harengus (Atlantic herring), 1069 nucleotides. RefSeq lists its product as uncharacterized. Lineage: Eukaryota; Metazoa; Chordata; Actinopteri; Clupeiformes; Clupeidae. Gene Ontology annotation, molecular function: RNA binding. The record is from RefSeq and is a predicted model, not a curated record. The transcript is spliced from 3 exons. The coding region runs from base 719 to 1069 and encodes 116 amino acids.
GUUUCAUGAACGCCGAAAAAAAAUCAAGUUACUGUCAUGGAGGAUAAACAAAGGUGGUGUUGUUGUCAGAACAUGGUAAUGACAUUUUUCCUCUGAUUCACAAUCGUUUUUUUUUUUUAGUAUAUAUAUCGAUUUGCAUCGUAGCCUAUUUCAGAGCGAUUAUGUGAGGUGAAGCAGAGGCGAGUUUGUUCUUUCCGCUGCUUAACUGUCCCGAGCCUUUCCCUUUACACAAAUGUUUGGAUUCGCACUCCACCCCGCGGGCCCUCGGUCGUCCUACUCUCUCAUUGGCUAAGCCGGGCUUAUUAUGCAAAUUAGCCGAGGGUCUAGUCAGGAGCCUAUGAGUUGACGUCACAAGGCAGAGUGGCAGCUGACAAGGGGAGAAAGGAACAGAUUGAGAACGGGACCGGGGAUGAACACGUAUACAAAAUAAAUAAGGCUAUAUCACAAGUCAGAGAGACCACUGGUUUAGAAGGGGGGCAUUGUUUGAGGGAAGGAGUGAGUGGAAAAGAGGAGAGCAAAAGAAAAGAAGGAGGGAAGAGGCUGGAAGGGAGAGGAGGUGUGCAGUUGCUUUUGAGAGAGAACGAAAAAAGGGGAGAGCGUGAGCGUUGCGAGGGAACCACGGAGAGGGAGAGAGGAAGUGCGCGAGAGAGCGGGUGAGAGUGGGAGCGAGCGAGCCAGAGAGAGAGCAAGCUUGAAGUCGCUGGCCCAUUGAAGAAAGAUGGCUACAGUCACCGUAAACGGAGUGCAGCAAGAGAAUGGCUUCAGCACCACGACCAGCGCCGGCAGGAUGAACGGGCUUACAAUCGGACAGAACACCAUUCCCAUGAAGGACCACGACGCCAUCAAGCUCUUCAUUGGCCAGAUACCCAGGAACCUGGAAGAGAAAGACCUGAAACCGCUGUUUGAGGAAUUCGGCAAGAUAUACGAACUCACCGUACUGAAAGACAGAUUUACCGGAAUGCAUAAAGGAUGUGCCUUUCUAACCUACUGCGCCCGAGAGUCCGCCCUGAAGGCCCAGAGUGCUCUGCAUGAGCAGAAGACGCUGCCAGGGAGCUCCGUAAAGGCCUGA